AUGUGGCAAUUCACCAAUCACCUUUUGGCAGACUUACGGGAAAAAUGGGAACGUAUCCAAAAAUGAGAAUGGGCGUUUGUUUUUUGAAAGCAAACCACGCCUUUGCAACUCCCCCCCAAAAAGUUGACAGUGCUGUAGGUCUUUACAGCAGCUUUCGAAUGAGCUGUUGCUCAAGCUGUAUGUCCUCGGCAUCGCCGAGGUAGCCAGCAUCGCGAGAAAUCAGGUCGAAACCAGCACGAAUCGCUUUUUGCGCCCGUGAG
This is a messenger RNA of Ectocarpus sp. CCAP 1310/34, 260 nucleotides long. NCBI's taxonomy places the organism in Eukaryota, Phaeophyceae, Ectocarpales, Ectocarpaceae. The record is from the annotation of a GenBank genome assembly.